UACAAAUAAAAAGCACGCAUAUAUAACCUAAAUCUCUCUCUCACUCUUCCCUUCAACUCCACGGCGCAGAUCCGAGGAGUUUGGGAAACCCUAAUUUUCAAUCUUUCUUCGAUCUUCUUCUCGCUUCAAUUCUCUCUUCUUCACUCACUCCACAAGCAGUCAUGGCAGGUUUAGCUCCAGAAGGUUCGCAAUUUGAUACCAAGCAGUUUGACACUAAGAUGAAUGAAUUGCUUUCCACUGAAGGACAAGAAUUCUUCACCUCAUACGAUGAAGUUCAUGAAACUUUUGAUGCAAUGGGAUUGCUAGAAAAUCUUCUGAGAGGCAUAUAUGCUUAUGGUUUUGAGAAGCCAUCUGCAAUACAGCAAAGGGGAAUUGUUCCUUUCAUCAAGGGUCUCGAUGUGAUUCAGCAGGCUCAGUCAGGAACCGGAAAGACAGCGACGUUCUGUUCUGGAAUUUUGCAGCAGCUUGAUUAUGGUUUGGUUCAGUGCCAGGCUUUGGUUUUGGCCCCAACAAGGGAGCUGGCACAGCAGAUUGAGAAGGUUAUGAGAGCACUUGGUGACUACCUUGGUGUUAAGGUUCAUGCUUGUGUUGGUGGCACUAGUGUUCGUGAGGAUCAGCGUAUUCUCCAAACUGGUGUCCAUGUUGUUGUUGGUACUCCUGGACGUGUGUUUGACAUGCUGCGAAGACAGUCUCUUCGGUCAGAUUGCAUUAAAAUGUUUGUUUUGGAUGAAGCUGAUGAAAUGCUUUCACGUGGUUUCAAGGACCAGAUCUACGACAUCUUCCAGUUGCUGCCACCCAAAAUUCAGGUUGGAGUGUUCUCUGCUACAAUGCCUCCAGAGGCUCUGGAGAUCACAAGGAAGUUCAUGAAUAAGCCAGUGAGAAUUCUGGUAAAGCGUGAUGAAUUGACCCUUGAGGGUAUCAAGCAGUUCUACGUGAAUGUUGACAAGGAAGAGUGGAAACUAGAGACAUUGUGUGACCUUUACGAGACUCUGGCUAUCACUCAGAGUGUCAUUUUUGUGAACACAAGGCGCAAGGUGGACUGGCUCACUGACAAGAUGCGAGGCAGAGACCAUACUGUCUCAGCCACCCAUGGAGACAUGGACCAAAACACUCGUGAUAUCAUCAUGCGUGAAUUCCGCUCUGGCUCUUCUCGAGUUCUCAUUACCACUGACCUUUUGGCCCGUGGUAUUGAUGUUCAGCAAGUGUCUCUGGUCAUAAAUUAUGAUUUGCCUACCCAACCUGAAAACUAUCUCCAUCGUAUUGGGCGAAGUGGGCGUUUUGGAAGAAAAGGUGUUGCUAUCAACUUUGUCACAUUGGAAGAUGCAAGAAUGCUGGCUGAUAUUCAGAAGUUCUAUAAUGUGAUCGUAGAGGAAUUGCCUUCAAAUGUUGCCGAUCUACUCUGAUGAAUUAAUUUUUGUUCUUUGUUAAGUCAUCGGGGGGGCUUUUUAGUUUUUGACAAGUGCUAUUUUCCGCUUAUUUUCUUUUACAAUUUUUACCCAUUAGAGUUCAAAGACAUCUGACUCUAUUUAUAAUGGAUUCUAUGAAUUUUGUUUAAUUACUUAUUAUUAGGGUGCUCUAGACCUUUUUUAUUUCUAUCUUGUGUAUUUCUUUUCUUUAAAUUAAAUUUAAACCUUAUGCUAGCAA
Molecule: messenger RNA, 1644 nt
Organism: Medicago truncatula (barrel medic)
Lineage: Eukaryota; Viridiplantae; Streptophyta; Magnoliopsida; Fabales; Fabaceae
Product: eukaryotic initiation factor 4A-11
Exons: 5
Coding region: 162-1403 (413 amino acids)
Molecular function (GO): RNA helicase activity; ATP binding; nucleic acid binding
Source: RefSeq, a predicted model, not a curated record